Vitis riparia (riverbank grape) is the source of this 1062-nucleotide messenger RNA. RefSeq names its product chlorophyll a-b binding protein of LHCII type 1-like. Lineage: Eukaryota; Viridiplantae; Streptophyta; Magnoliopsida; Vitales; Vitaceae. The record is from RefSeq and is a predicted model, not a curated record. The transcript has a single exon. Gene Ontology annotation, cellular component: plastoglobule; chloroplast envelope; chloroplast thylakoid membrane. Bases 65 to 868 code for a protein of 267 amino acids. Gene Ontology annotation, biological process: photosynthesis, light harvesting in photosystem I; response to light stimulus.
AUCAUCUCUCCACACAAUCCCACUUUCUCCUCGUCUUCAAUCUGUCCUUCCCUUCUCACUUCCAAUGGCUGCCUCCACAAUGGCUCUCUCCUCCCCCUCCCUAGCCGGCAAGGCCCUCAAGCUUGCCCCCUCUGCCUCCGACCUCCUAGGAGAAGGGCGGGUGACUAUGCGGAAGACUGGCGGCCGGACCAAGCCUGUCUCCUCCGGGAGCCCCUGGUAUGGCACCGACCGGGUCAAGUACUUGGGCCCGUUCUCGGGUGAGCCGCCGUCCUACCUGACUGGUGAAUUCCCCGGGGACUACGGGUGGGACACCGCCGGUCUCUCGGCCGACCCCGAGACUUUUGCGAAGAACAGGGAGCUUGAGGUCAUCCACUGCCGAUGGGCCAUGCUGGGCGCCCUCGGCUGCGUGUUCCCGGAGCUUCUGGCGCGCAAUGGCGUGAAAUUUGGCGAAGCCGUGUGGUUCAAGGCCGGGGCGCAGAUCUUCAGCGAGGGGGGACUUGAUUAUCUGGGCAAUCCUAACCUGGUGCAUGCGCAGAGCAUUUUGGCCAUAUGGGCAUCUCAGGUGAUACUGAUGGGUGCAGUAGAGGGGUACAGAAUUGGCGGUGGACCGCUAGGAGAAGUGGUGGACCCGCUGUAUCCGGGAGGCAGCUUUGAUCCAUUGGGGUUGGCAGAUGACCCCGAGGCCUUUGCGGAGCUGAAGGUGAAGGAGAUAAAGAAUGGGAGGUUGGCUAUGUUCUCCAUGUUCGGGUUCUUUGUGCAGGCCAUAGUGACUGGGAAGGGGCCAUUGGAGAACCUGGCUGAUCACUUGGCUGACCCUGUUAACAACAAUGCUUGGGCUUAUGCCACCAACUUUGUCCCUGGAAAGUGAGGGAUACAGUAGUUGUGUGAGGGAGUCGGGAGAAUUUGCAUGAGAUUUGUAUGUGGAUAUGUAUAUUAUUGCAAAAUCGUAAUGGAGGAAUCUCCAUGGGAGCAACCUCCUAAGCCGCCUUUUUCACUUUGGAUGAUGAAGUUUGUGAGAUUAAGAGAAAUGGAAUGACUUAAUUUCAAGUUUUUGUUCUGCUA